This is a messenger RNA of Dalotia coriaria, 2263 nucleotides long. RefSeq names its product ubiquitin specific protease 1 (gene Usp1). The transcript has 2 exons. The coding region runs from base 250 to 1968 and encodes 572 amino acids. Gene Ontology annotation, biological process: protein deubiquitination. Gene Ontology annotation, cellular component: nucleus; cytosol. The record is from RefSeq and is a predicted model, not a curated record. Gene Ontology annotation, molecular function: cysteine-type deubiquitinase activity. NCBI's taxonomy places the organism in Eukaryota, Metazoa, Arthropoda, Insecta, Coleoptera, Staphylinidae.
CCGUUUGGAGGCUAGGGCGGCGCUAGGGUGCCGCUGUGAUAAUUUCAUUUUGCAAACAGGUGAUGGCCGAUUCCCAACCGAUAUCUCAAGACACGUGCGUUCAUAAUUCACGCCCGAGACGCGAUCGCCACCGAUUAUCUAAUCAGGCACCCAACUACCAAUCAACUGCAUCCGGAAUGUAACCGUAAUCAUCACCACCAGGUGCACAGGUCCCACGAGCAACCACCACGCCGCCGCCCAAAUGGUAGCAUGACCUACGACGCCGUCAGCCUGGGCAUCCGCAAACGCUCCACCAAGCGGCAGCGGGGCGCGACGCUCACGAUGGACGCGCCCGAGAAGCGCGGCACACGUAUUCUCACCAAGGAAAGCCUCCUCGCCACCGACGCCGGUCGACCCAUCGCCUCAUUGAAAAACAACGGUAACAUCUGCUAUCUAAACAGCAUCCUAUACAUUCUGCGCUUUACAUCGCGCUUCCUUCAUAAUCUACACCACGUCACCGACGAAUCGGCGAAAUUCGCGUAUGCGCACGACCUCAAGGAGCUAAAAGACACGAAAGCAAAGUCAUCCUCACUGGGAAGAAACGCAGUCACCACGUAUGGAGCCAACAGCAGCCGUAGCAGCAGUACAAAAGACCUACUCACCGUCGGCAUCAACGAUGCACCACGUAAUAAAGUCCUCAUCCUCACCGAAAAACUCCACGAAGUAUUCGUAACGCUCCACAACAUGGAACACGGCUCCAAACGCGCCGCAUACGACUCCUAUCUUCCCUAUCCAUUCCUCCAAGCUCUCCGCGAAACGAAUUCAAUAUUCUGCAGCGAUGAGCAACAAGACGCCCAUGAACUCCUCCUAUACCUCUUCGACAACAUCCGCGACACCUGUACAUACGUCGAGGAACAAACCGCUAAGUAUCCAACACUUUACGACACCUCCACCACGGCUACCAACAGUACAAACUCCGGAAACACGAAGUUAUGGGCGCGACUGACGAACAAAACCAAAAAACUCGCACAAACACAAAAAGACAACAAAGAUAAAGACGAGCCGAUGAAUGUCGACCACCAGCCGAACACGGACGCCAUUACUGAAUCAGACAGUGAUCCAGAACCUGACGAUACUUCAACUUCAUCCACAUCUACAAACUACAAAACAAAGCGAACACGCCAGCGGAAUUUUCUAGUCGAAGACUUCCGAGGUCAGACCGUACGCAGCACCAAGUGCCUCGAGUGCGAGAAUGUCACGCAACGCAAAGAACAAUUCUUCGAGAUACCCGUACCCAUUCGGGAACUCACCCCGCUGGACCGCAAGCGGAAUCCUAGUGAGCUAUAUCGCGAGGCGUGUCUUGCACCGGAAACGCUUCGAGGCGCGAACAAAUUUUAUUGUAAUGAUUGCAGGCAUUUGAAUGAAGCAGUGCGUUCCGUUGCGUUUGAACGCCUGCCGAAGAUCAUGAUCCUGCAACAGAAGAGGUUCAUGCAUACGGGUGAAGGGUUUGAUAAGGUUAACACUUACAUGCCUACCCCGUUGAGAUUAGAUUGUUUCUGUGAGACUUGCAUGCGUGAACCGCUACAUGCGUAUAAACUCGCUGGGGUUGUUAUGCAUGUGGGCGCAACAAUGCAGUCAGGGCAUUAUAAGUCCUAUGUCGCUGCGAGUGAGCGACAUGCGGAUUAUGCACGCUGUGCAAGCGGCCGGGCGAAAAACGACAAGGAAAAGACUUUGUAUUUUUUCGCGGCGAUGAAAAACCGGGAUAAGGCGACGAAUAACAAUGAUCUCUGCACGUCGCGUAAUUGCUGCAGUAUUAAACUGAAUUUGAAUCUGUCCGCGCUUGAAUUGAACGCGGAUGAAGUCUGGUUGGAGUGUAAUGAUGAAAAGGUUCGCCCGAUCAGCGUGGAUGAGCUGCAGAGUGAGUUGGCCUACAAGACGGAGAACACCAACACGCCGUAUCUGCUCUUCUACGAGAAGGUCUUAGUUUAAGUUGAUAGUUGUGUAAGUGAUUGAUGCAUUCAGACAACACACGAAACUUGUACAAAUUAUUUAUCCGUGUUUGCCGAUGAGAUUAUUAUAUAAAUAAUUAAUGAUAUUUUACUUAAAGCGAUAUGUAACAUGUGCGCCUACUCAUUCCAGUAUUUUCUCACUCUUCGAUAUAGAUUUAUUACAUUUAGAUAUAUAUUUAUAUAUAUUAAGUUUGUCAUUGUUUAUAACUCGUAAGCGCGAAUGCAACUCUUGUAAAGUGAAAAUAAAUUAAACAACUGUUUUGUUAAAAAAAAAA